GUGUCUGUGUGUUAAACCCAACGGGUGGUCGCCAAGCUACGCACUUCGGGAUCCCGCACAGCUUCUGCAAAGGCGUCGAACAAUUUCAGCCAGCUCGCAGCUGUGAGAUCCGGAAGGGCGAACGGACGAGACGUCCACGAAUUCCGUUUGGCUUCGUUUAUCAUCUCUGAGCGCAGAAAAUGACUCUUAUUGACGAGGAGGAGACGGAGAACUCGGUGAGUGUUGCGGAGUUCCUGAAAGCUGCGGCUCGAGGGAAAGUGGAGGUGGUGGAGGAGUACCUGCAGCAGGGUGGUGACCCUGACUCUUGCGAUGCGACCCAUCGCACGGCUCUCCAUCAAGCCAGCCAGGCCGGGCACUUGGAAGUGGUACAGAAGCUCAUUGACAAAGGAGCUCAAUUGGAAAAUAAAGACAAGUUGAAGUCGACCGCGAUGCACUGCGCCUCCCGGGGAGGGCACGUGGCGGUGCUGGAGACCCUCCUGGACAGCGGCGCCAGCAUCAAGGCGACAGACUCGAUAUUGAGCAGCCCCUUGCACGUGGCCGCUCGCGUUGGGCAGUACAACGUGGCAGAGUUCCUCAUCGAGCGUGGCGCCAACGUGAACGCCCAGGACAAGGAAGGGGACACGCCGCUCCAUGAGGUCAUGCGCCAGGCGCUCCCCAAAUUCGCUCAGCUCCUCAUCUCGGCGGGUGCCAGCGUUGGUGCCAAAAACUACACUGGAAAAUCUGCCGUAGAUAUGCUUCCACCAAUGAACAAUGAGACUAAAACGGCGAUGAACAAUGUUAUCAACAGCGCACAAAACUAGCCCAAAGUGGACAGGCUAAGACACGGAAAUCUGCUGCGGUUUAGGCGAAUGCAUGGAAACGAACUGGAGAUCAGCUACGAUCCAGGGAUAUAUUUUUUUGUAAAGAUGACUUUCAAUUUUGACCUGCUAUUUAGAAUGAUGUUACCGCACGGUAAUAGUGUUUGAUGUUUUGGGCUCAGCUAGUUGAUUAUGUUAUGGAUGAUGGGCGCUGCAGUGUGCCAUCUGUGCCGUGGAGUGUUGGCAUUCACAUACCCAUCGGCCAGUUGCGAUGAUAGAUAAUGUUUUCAAAACCGUCGCACUAAUUUGCCAGAUUGUUUUCUUCUGUGUAGUAAUGACAAUAGUAAUAGCAAAAAUAACCAUCGAUAGCCCUUUGUCAAUCCAUUGGUGAAUCAGGGCCUCCCCAAUUCUUGUCAUUGAUGCGGGUUGUUUUUUUAGUGUCAUACUUCAUCGCACUGGUCAGUCGUGUGCGUUGAUGAAUGGGGAGCUCAGGACCGGUUGGGAUAACACUCGCCACUGAUAUUAGCCGUGGCCAUGAAUCGAACUUAGGUCGCAGUGUUCAUAGCGCAGUGCGUCAAUAUUGGCAGUGCCGUACACUUCCCCGACAAUUGUAAAUAACCGAGUUAAAAUGAGAUUUGUAUUCAAGUGAUGUACAAAACAUUCACGAUUGCCAAUUAUUCACCAAUAAUCCCAAUUCCAUGGCUUUCGUGCCAAAUUCCACGGCUUUAUGCAUGCAAAUUAUAAUCAUUGGAUUGAGAAUGACAGCAGAGAGUGACAUUGGAAUGCAAUACGGCACAUGCUGUAACGGGAUGGUGCGUCUAUGACUGAUGCCGGCACGUGGAUUUAAACAUUCAAUACCGCGAUUCCUUUAUACACCGAGGCAUCUGACGCGUGGGCCACCGUCUUCCGAGUGCAAAUUUUAAUUGUGAACGCGCAAGGAAUGCUUUGUGCAAUAACACGUGCUGUGGGGCGCAUCGGGCAUCUCCUGAAUAAGCACAGCUUUUGUCGUGGGCAUCAUUUGAGCAGGAAGUGCUCUGCCAAAAUAAAAUUCUUUAUUUUUAAGCCAAUAAAAGACGCUGCCCGUUGAAAGUGCGUAAAUAACGUCCCUGUGACCGAAUGCUGCUUUGCCUAAAUCUAUAAAUGUUGUACUUGGUAGACACCCCACGUGACAGCUAUGGGUUUAACACAUCUACUGCAGACUACUGGCAUGUGACUACUCUAAAUAGCAUAUCAAUGAUAACUCAAAAAUAUAACUGUUGGGAUAAUUACGGCACUCACACGACAUACUGGAUCCUUUAACCCUAGUCGCAGCUACUCGGGUACCUCUUAUCUACAAUACCUAAUGCCUAAAUCAUACAGCAGAUGACUUUUAACGAUUCACUCCCCUCCCUGCGCUUUGAUGAAUUGUCAUGGUUCGUCACCACAAGUCGGUUCAAGAAUCCAGUUGUUUUGCCUCUCUCGUUUCUGUCGUCCCAUUUGUCCUGUUCUCUAAUCACUUUCGUCUUGCUUGAAGUUGUGCUUGCUCCGCUGGCAUAGGCACGUAACAUUCGACUGUGAUUUGCCUCUAACAUUUACAUGAAUCUAAAAAAAUAAAACAUUGGUUCUUUACACACGCAA
Messenger RNA from Lethenteron reissneri (Far Eastern brook lamprey), 2414 nucleotides. RefSeq names its product ankyrin repeat domain-containing protein 1-like. The record is from RefSeq and is a predicted model, not a curated record. Gene Ontology annotation, molecular function: RNA polymerase II-specific DNA-binding transcription factor binding. NCBI's taxonomy places the organism in Eukaryota, Metazoa, Chordata, Hyperoartia, Petromyzontiformes, Petromyzontidae. Gene Ontology annotation, biological process: regulation of transcription by RNA polymerase II. Gene Ontology annotation, cellular component: nucleus.